Arabidopsis lyrata subsp. lyrata is the source of this 1267-nucleotide messenger RNA. RefSeq names its product protein YIPF6 homolog. The transcript has 3 exons. Bases 192 to 1028 code for a protein of 278 amino acids. Lineage: Eukaryota; Viridiplantae; Streptophyta; Magnoliopsida; Brassicales; Brassicaceae. Gene Ontology annotation, biological process: endoplasmic reticulum to Golgi vesicle-mediated transport. Gene Ontology annotation, cellular component: trans-Golgi network; membrane. The record is from RefSeq and is a predicted model, not a curated record.
CCAUGUGUUGAUGGUUGCGGAAGAACCAAACACCUCAACGGCACCGUUUCAUAUGAGCACCGCUUCGCACGUUUCUUCCAUCUCUCUGAUCACGUGAUCGUCGUCUUCUUCAGAUCUUUAUCACUUUCUUCCCGGAGAAAUUUUUUGCCCUAAAUCACUUUCCCGGGAAAAUCAAACUCUGGGAAAGAAAAAUGUCACAAGGCGAUACAGUACCGCUUCAUCCAUCGUCUCAAUCAGACAUCGACGAGAUCGAGAAUCUGAUUAACGAAAGCGUCCAAUCAGGUCCCGGAACCGUUCUCGCCGCUCGUCCACCGAGCCCAACCAGACCGUCGAUUCCAGUUUCUUCUUCUUCUCCGUUUAUGCAAUCGAAUCUCCCACCGCUACAUCCGUCGUCAUCAGCUCAGAAAGUGACACCUGUCCCCGUUCCUCCGCCUCUUCCGGCGGUAAGUAAUUCCAGCAAUUUCCAAGGAGCGAGUGCGUUUGGAUCUCCGCCUAAUACGUUGACGGAGCCUGUGUGGGAUACUGUGAAACGAGAUCUGUCUCGGAUUGUGAGUAAUUUGAAGCUUGUGGUGUUUCCUAAUCCGUAUAGAGAAGAUCCUGGGAAGGCUCUUAGAGAUUGGGAUCUUUGGGGUCCGUUUUUCUUCAUUGUGUUCUUGGGAUUGACUCUUUCAUGGUCAGCUUCCGUUAAGAAGUCCGAGGUAUUUGCAGUUGCAUUUGCACUAUUAGCAGCCGGGGCGGUGAUCCUUACACUAAAUGUGCUUCUCCUGGGUGGACAUAUAAUCUUCUUCCAAAGCUUGAGCCUUCUAGGUUACUGUUUAUUUCCGCUAGACGUUGGAGCCGUGAUCUGCAUGUUGAAAGACAAUGUGAUACUGAAAAUGGUAGUUGUGUCUGUAACCCUUGCCUGGAGCUCAUGGGCUGCUUACCCCUUCAUGAGCGCAGCGGUUAACCCAAGAAGAAAAGCACUCGCUCUAUACCCCGUCUUCCUCAUGUAUGUAUCAGUCGGUUUCCUCAUCAUCGCCAUCAAUUAAAUCCGAUUUUGAGAAAAAGGAAAUCAUCACGGGUAUCUCUGAAAUCAGUUUGGAUAGAAAGUUCUCAUACAUAUACCAACCAUUCUAAGUUCUGAUGAUCAUGUAUAAACAUGUUCUUUUACACUUUUUUGGUUUUGGUUCAAAGGAGAUUCUCAUUUGUAUGUGCCCCGCUCUCUCUGUAUUAAACUUACAUUUAUAUUUUUUGACAUGUCAAUGAUGUCAUACAAAGUUGUUAGCUA